Dermatophagoides farinae (American house dust mite) is the source of this 2825-nucleotide messenger RNA. RefSeq lists its product as uncharacterized. The record is from RefSeq and is a predicted model, not a curated record. Gene Ontology annotation, molecular function: RNA polymerase II cis-regulatory region sequence-specific DNA binding; DNA-binding transcription factor activity, RNA polymerase II-specific. Gene Ontology annotation, cellular component: nucleus. NCBI's taxonomy places the organism in Eukaryota, Metazoa, Arthropoda, Arachnida, Sarcoptiformes, Pyroglyphidae. Gene Ontology annotation, biological process: regulation of transcription by RNA polymerase II.
UGUGCUGAAUAUGUGUGUUACAUCUGCCCAUCUUCAUCAUCAUCAUCCGAAUCCGAAUCCAGUACAAUAUUGUAAUCGAUGUUGAAAGAAAAAGGUGGAGCUACAAUUGCGUCAUCAUCAAUAUUAUUCAACAACUAUAUAUUUGAUGAUGAUGAACAAAAUUUUGUGAUUGGUCAAAUGUUUGUAGCCAAUCACACACAAUUUCAAAUAAAAAAUAACACUGCCAUUUUACUGACCAUCAUUGUCCAUCGUGAAAUUUUUUUUUGUCUGAAAAAAAAUAUUUCAGCCUGUUUAUAUUAAAAUAAAGAUGAGUUCUUCGGCUGGAACAUCGAUCGUCACCAAUCAUCAUCAUCAUCAUAAUACAUAUCAACAACAACAACAACAACAACAUCAUCAUCAUCAUAUUCAUCAAAAUGGAGCAUUUACAAUGGCAACACCACAAUCAAAACAAUUUUCACAAACAACUUCAUCAUCAACUAUCUAUCAUUCACCACAAUCAUCACCACCGAAUGAAUCAAGUCCAAAGCCAUUAACAAUGAUGAUGACAAUGUUGGAGAAUGAUGAUGGUGAUGAUGACAAACCAUUGGAUUUUUCUUCAAAAUCUCCAUCAACUAAACGAUCAUCACUUAUUGGUACGGGUAAUUCGGGGCAAAUAGAUGAAAAUCAAAAAACAUCAACAUCAUCACCACAACCGGCACAACAACAACAACAACAACAAGAGCAACCAGAACCACUUUUAUCAUCAAAAUCUGUUGCAACUGCAAGUAAAAAAGUUCAUCCAAAAUUCUUGAAACGUCAUCAUGAACCUGAACAUCAUUGUUUUACAACACCAUCACCAUCACCACCAGAACAUCGAAUGUCAAUCAAUCAAUUGCAGUCACCAUCAUCGAAAUCGAAUUUAAAUUCGACAGCUAAUGUAUUUCCAUCGGUAGAUAUUCACUCUACAAUACCAUCAUCAGUCCUAUCACAAUCACUUCCAGUAGUCAAUCAGGAUAUUUUUGGAAAAUUUUUACAAGAAAUGACCAGUCAAAUUCAACCGGCAACGAAAAAUUAUUCACAGCAACAAGUUUUAAACGAAACAAUAUUAAAUCAGGCAUUACAAUUAGCUAAAUUGAAUUGUCAGCAUCCACAAACGUUGUCAUCACCAAAUUCAUUGAUGAUUGAGUCAGAUCCAACAAAUACUAAUGCUAAAGCAAUUCAGCUGUUGAAUUUAUUGACCAAAAUGAAUAACAGCCAUCAUCAUCAGCCGCAACAACAGCAACAGCCCAUUCCAUCAUCACAAAAUAUCGUUGAACAAUUGUUGAACAAAAACAACAAUCAUACUCCAUCAUCAUUAUCGCCAAUAAAAUCGAUUCAUUCAACAACGAAUUUAUUAUCACCAUCAACAAUAUUAUCACAAAAUGCUUUCCUUACUCAUCAGCAUAAAAAUCUGGUAUCCGAAAGGCAACAACAAUCACUUGUCAAUAAUGGUGUUGGUGGUGGACUAUUAUUAACCACAGCUCCAACAACAAUGUCGCCAAUAAUGAAUAGUUCAGCUGAACAUCAAAAUUUAACAUUAUCAUCGAAUAAUGUAGCGACUACAUUAAUCAAUAAUAAUUCAUCUACCUCAUCAACACCAAAAUAUACACGUCCAUUCAAGGCUUUAUAUAACAAUAAAGAUUUACCAUUAUUACCUCAAAAACAUUCACCAUCUUCAACGACAACUACUUCGGCAUCAUCAACAACAUCAUCAUCAUCAUCAUCAUCGUUGCCAUUGGAAACUUUAGCUGCUGCCGAUUCAUUACUUGGUUCCGAUCAAGCUUAUUUAAUGUUUCGUUCACAAAUGUUGUCUAUGACAAAAGAGCGACAAUCUUCUAUUGAACGAAAAUCAACAACAAAUCGUAAAUCGCAUAAUACAUCGGCAAGUUCUAUAAAGUCAUUAGAUCUUAUAUCAGAUGAAAAUUCCAAUAGUUCAAGUUUAAAUGGAACAAAUAUUGUCGAUAAUCAUAAUCAAAGUCCAAUCAAUCAAGCAAUAAUGGAAACAUCUACAUCGAAUAGUCAUUCACUUGUCAUGCCGAUCACUGCUGGCUUAUCAUUACCAAAUGUUCCAAAUUCUACGACGGCAAUAACAACAUCGACAAAUUCGGGUAGAAAACGUGCACGACCAUUACCGGAUAAUCUUAAAGAUGAAGCAUAUUGGGAACGACGACGUAAAAAUAAUGAAGCAGCCAAACGAUCAAGAGAUUUACGACGAGCCAAAGAGGAUGAGAUUGCCAUAAGAGCCAGUUUUUUGGAACAUGAAAAUCGUCAAUUAAAAUUGAAAUUAAUUGAAGCUGAAUUAAAAUUAGAGAAAAAAGAUACACUUAUUGCUAAUUUACAGAAUCAAUUAUCACUUAAACAACAAUAACAACAACAACAAUCGAUAUGAUUCCAAUCAAAUCAUCAUCAUAUUUUUAUUUUGGCCAAACAAAAUUAUAUAUCCAAAUGAUUUACCAUCACAUGAACAUUUUGAAUCUACCUCAAACAGAUUUAAUAUAUUUUUUUUCACAUUUAAACAACACAAAAAAACAAUCUCUUUGUAUAUAUUAAAUAAGGAACUGAUCUCAAAAUUUACAUUUAUUUUUUUCAUACAAAAAAAUUCUUGAAUUUCAAAUAAAAAAAAAUUUAUUUUUUCUUUAUCUAAAAUCAUUCGCCAUCUACUGGAUUCGAUGGUAAACACAUUUAAUGAAUGGCUCUUAUCGUUGUUGUCGUCGUCGUUUUCAUUUCUGAGAAUUGCUCAUGCCGCAAUAUGAUGAUACUUUUGAUGAAUGUUUCAUUUUCAACUUCAAAUUAUUACCUGAAUCAAG